Colletotrichum tamarilloi is the source of this 2493-nucleotide messenger RNA. RefSeq names its product SPOC domain-containing protein. The coding region runs from base 1 to 2493 and encodes 830 amino acids. Gene Ontology annotation, biological process: DNA-templated transcription. The transcript has 2 exons. The record is from RefSeq and is a predicted model, not a curated record. NCBI's taxonomy places the organism in Eukaryota, Fungi, Ascomycota, Sordariomycetes, Glomerellales, Glomerellaceae.
AUGGUUCGUAAAGGAGAACCAGAGCCUCGCCGCUCUGUGCGCGCAACCAAAGGUCAGCAUACAAAGGCCUUCGACGACCAACCUAUCGAACCGCCCAAGAAACGAGGAAGGAAGAAGAAGCAAGAGGAGGAACCAGAAGAAGAGAUUAUCCGCUGCGUCUGCGGCGCAACUGAGCAGGAUGGCGACUCAGAGGAGCCUUGGAUCGCUUGCGACAAAUGCACGGCAUGGCAGCACAACGUUUGCAUGGGUAUGAGUGUCUUUACGGAAGAUCUCCCUAAAAACUACUACUGUGAGCAAUGUGCUCCUCAGGAUCACAAGGAACUACUGGCUCUCAUGGAGCAAGGCGAGCGCCCGUGGGAGUCUCGCCGCAAGGCUUACGAAGACGAACAGAACGAGAAGAAGAAGAAAAAGAAGAAGGGCGGCAGAGCUGGAAAGCGCGCCAGCGACCCCAAAGAAGAGUUGUCGCAAGACACGAGGAGUAACAAGGCCGAGGAUUCACCCGCUCCCUCAGAACCCGCCAAGGAGAAGAAGGACAAGAAGGACGCCGCAUCCAAGGCCGCCACUGGCAAGCGCAAGACGCGAGAGGAGACUGGAGAAAAGGAAGCAAAGACGCCUGCGCCAAAGCAACGCAAAGUCUCGGAUCCAGAAGCAUCCCCUGUCGUCAAUUACACCGCACCGGCCGACCUAGAUGCAAAGGUCAGCGAUCUCCCCGAGGAUCGCAAGGGACCCGCCCAACUCCUGCAAAAGGCUGUCGGCGGCAGCCUCACUGCUGGUGUCAAGGACAAGACCAUCAGUCUCCCAAAAGACACCACUAUUGCAGCUAAAGCGGAGCGUAUGGCACUCGAGAUUGAACGCGCGGUUCACGAUGCACACCCGGACCGGAGCCAGUACGCAAUGCAGGCGCGGAUCCUAUAUGCGAAUAUGAAGCUGAACGGCGACUUGACCAAACGCUUAUUGAAGCGCACUCUGUCGCCAACUAUGCUAGCCACAAUGUCUGCCGACGAGCUGGCUACCAAGGAGAGGCAGGAGGCCAACGCUCAGCUGAAGGCCAUCUCUGAGAAGCAGUCAAUCCUUAUCACCGAAGAUGGUCCUCGUAUGAGGAGAACACACAAAGGCGAAGAGAUCGUCGAGAACGAGUCCUUCCAUCAGAAUGACGAACGCAGGUCUUUCAUAAGACGACCAAGUGGCCGAGAGGGGCAGGCUGGCAUCAAAUCCGACGGAGAAUCGCACUAUGAGAACUCAGUGGAGCUUCCUGCCCAUGCUGGUCUACACAUCGAUACCCGUGGAGCCCGACACUCUCCCAAGCAUCCCGACUUCGACAUCAACAAGGUUUACGCAACCGUCAAAUCUCCCACGGGCACACACAAUCGCCGGCCGUCGGCGCCAAACCAUGGCCCCGGUGUUGACGCAGACGUGGAUAGACUUCUGCAGGAAGAGACGGACUCUCCACCCUAUUCGCCAACUGAUGAGACAGAUCCUGAUGUCAUUUGGCGUGGCCACUUGGUAAUGAGCUCGAUUGCCGACUUCCCCGCUGCCGCCAGGUUUGUUGGUGGCGCCAACCUCUCUACCACCAUUGCAUUGCCCUGGACCAGCCUCAUCCCAAAGAAACUCACGGUUGCCGGACGCAUAGACGAACAGAAGGCGAUAGAGUAUCUCUGCGGCUUGCGCUACGCUGACCAGACCGACAUUGUCGUCGUGGCAAUAACGCCGUCGUCCGAGGUUUAUAGACGGGAGUUCCAGGCCCUCAUUGACUAUUUCGUCUCGAAAAAGCGCUACGCUGUUGUUGGAGAUAAGGGCGUGGGCAAUGUGAGGGACACCUACUUGGUUCCUGUCCUUCCGGGGGACAGCAACAUGCCAGAGUUCAUGCUCAACUUUUCGGAUAACCUUGUCCCUCAGAAGAGGACGGAGCCUAUGCUAUUGGCUGUCUUCGUGUACCGCAAUACCCCCAGACAGCCUCAGUUGGGCGGCACCACAUCUCAAUCACCCGUCACCAAUGUGCCAACUCCUCCACAGAGCGGCGUCCCUCCACGACACCCCUCGAUAUCUGGCCCGGCAUUCUCGCCAACGGUUGCCCAGGGCCCCUUCCAGCAACCGGGCCAUCCUGUUGGCAACACUGUCCACACUUUACAGGAAUAUCCAGCACAAGGGGCACAUCAGGCUGUUCCGUCUAAUCAGCCUCCCACGGGCUAUACGGCCGCUCGCGGCGCUGAACUCGAAAACCAACAACGUCAACAACAAGGCCAGGCGCUGGCACAAGAAGUUCUGGGCCCUUUGAUCAACAGUCCUACGAUGAAGUUCUUGCUGCCUCAAGCCUACCAGAUGUCGCGGACAGAGUGGGAGGUCGUUCGAGGCAUCUUGGAGAGAGACCUGCGGGCGCGAAAUGACCUGACCCAUCUAAGCCUCCUGUUGGAGAAACAACCGCCAGCUGCUAAGGGCAGCGAUAUUGCCUCUCCGGCUCCGCAAGGCGCGCAGGGGGUUGCGCCAUCGGCGUGA